AUGAACGUUGUGGUUGCAAACGCCACUUUGCGUAUUGGUUUAACGUCCUUGAGAACUUUGAUUGGUGGAGACUUUUCAUGUUUAGGCGGUGGAGCAGUAUACGAGGUAGAAGUGGACGUGCCAGAACUGACAGAGUCUGACCGAGUAGCCGGUUCUGACUCUUUAUUUCUGGAAAUUCUCAAAAGAGAGCCCAGAACACCUUCCUUCGACUCUUUGUGGCCUGAUGAUCCGACUUCAGCCGGCUUGUCAUAUUUCGGAUGCAGUGCGAAAGCACUUGGCAAUUUUGGUUUAUCAGGAUGA
Ogataea philodendri is the source of this 300-nucleotide messenger RNA. RefSeq lists its product as uncharacterized. Bases 1 to 300 code for a protein of 99 amino acids. NCBI's taxonomy places the organism in Eukaryota, Fungi, Ascomycota, Pichiomycetes, Pichiales, Pichiaceae. The transcript has a single exon. The record is from RefSeq and is a predicted model, not a curated record.